Molecule: messenger RNA, 4955 nt
Organism: Scylla paramamosain (green mud crab)
Lineage: Eukaryota; Metazoa; Arthropoda; Malacostraca; Decapoda; Portunidae
Product: hornerin-like
Exons: 4
Coding region: 266-1828 (520 amino acids)
Source: RefSeq, a predicted model, not a curated record
AGUUGUAAGUGUCGAGCGCUCGGAGAGAGAACACCUCUUCCCCAGGAGCUCGCUCUCUCUCUCUCUCUCUCUCUCUUUCUCGCGCCCUCGUUUUCUUUCUGAGUCGAGUCCGUCACUCCCCCCACGUGUCUGAGUUCAACACGCGCACCGCAACUGAAGCGUUCACACUGUGAUUGUCUUUUACGUUCAAAAUCUCUUGCGUUCGCUGGUUGGGGAUUGAAUACCUGGCCGCGCUGCUGCUGUAAGGUUCAGGAGCCGCGUAGCCAUGACUUUACUGAAGAUGGACACAACAAUGCUGGUGGUGAUGGCCUUGCUGAUGGCUGUGGUGUGGGCAGAUAAGGCUCCUCAGGGUCCCCCACUGCACCACUUCUCAGGCCAAAACAGCUAUGACUCUGGGCAAAUUGUGGCACAUCCUCAGGUGUACAGUGGAUCCCAGCAUAGCAUUGGUGUUGCCUCAAGUUAUGGAGGUGGUGGUAUUGGUCAUGGUCAUGGUGGUGGUGGUAUUGGUUAUGGCCAUGGGGGUGGUGGUAUUGCCCAUGGCCAUGGCGGUGGUUAUGGUGCCGGUGGUGGCGGUGGGUACCCUCACCCAGACAGCCUGACCUACCACAGCACCAGCUACCAAACACACCAUGUGCCAGUGGCCGUGCCGUACGGUGAUGGUGGCCAGCGGGGAAAGGGCAAAGGCAAGGGCAAAGGUGGACCAUUCAGGCAGCUCAAUAAAAUGUUUGAAGAUGCUGGGAAGAAGCUUAGCAAGUUUGUGAGUGACUACAUUGAUUACAAUGUAGAUGACCAUCAUGAGACAACUUACUCCUAUGCUGCACCCAUCCACCACGCUCCUGCUGUUCACUCAUAUGCUCCGGUACACCAAGGCCACAGCCACGGCCACCAAGGCUACGGGCAGUCUGACUACUAUGCCUACCAAGCCGUCCCUGUGCCUACCUAUGAGGAGGAGGAGUAUGAUGACUAUGAGGAAUCCUUUGGCAGCAAGUUAGCAAAGGGGUGGAAGGAUGCCAAGGACCAAGUUCGCAAGUGGGAGGAGGAAGCUACCAAGACGAUCAAGGGCUUCUUCACUCAAGAUUAUGGCAGCGAUGGCAAGGGAGGCAAGGGAAGCAAGGGAGGCAAAGGAGGGAAAGGUGGAGAUGACAGCCCUGACUACAUAUACUAUGAGGUCCCUGCACCGUACGGAAAGGGCAACUAUGCCUCUGCAGCCUCCUACUCCAGCCAAGAGUCAGGCGACAAGGGUCAUGGUGAUGCUGGUCAUGAUGAGGUUACUGAAGACCAUGGUGGUGAUGGAGGCGACAAGGGUCAAGGUGGCGGUAGUUAUGGUGGGGUCACUGGAGGCCAUGGUGGAGAUGGAGGUGACAAGGGCAAGGGCUUUGGUGGUGGUCAUGGAGGAUUUGGUGGUCAUGGAGGAUUUGGUGGCAAGGGAGGAUUUGGUGGCAAGGGAGGAUUUGGUGGCAAGGGAGGAUUUGGCAGAGAAAAAGUGAAGGGAGGAGGAGGAGGAGGAGGAGGAGGAGGAGGAGGAGGAGGAGGACACUUCAUCCCUGCAGCACCAAAGCCGAUUGUGUCACAUCCUGUGUCAUCCUAUGGUUCUCCUCCCACCUCAUAUGGGGCACCACCACCUUCCUCAUCCUAUGAUGCACCACAGAUCUCCUCCUACUCAUCCUCCUCAUCUUCCUACAGCGAACCAAUUGGACAUGGAGGACAUGGUGGUCAUGGUGGUCAUGGUGGACAUGGAGGACAUGGGGGACAUGGUGGUCAUGGUGGUCCUAUCCCUGUUGUUCCCCACAAUGCAGGUCAUCAUGAAACAUCGUCUUAUGCCUCAUAGGAAGCAGCUGACCACACACCCCAGCCUUAUGUAGCCCCAGUACCCAGCACAGCCCUUCAAGGUGUGCUGAGCUGAAGGCAAAUCUUCAAACAAGCACUGCUGUAGCAUGUGGAAUGUCACUGUGCUGUCACUGGGUGCUGCAUGCCACUGAGCUGGGUCAAGUUUGGGCAAAGGAAUAUUGUUGAUUUCUGUACAAAUUUUAUGAGGAGCAAGUCUGGCAUAGUUAUCUUAAAGUUGUGCAAUCCCUUAUUCUUUCUACUCUUCUUCCCACAUAUACAUAUAGAAUCCCUCUGCAGGCACAAUAGCACAUAGCAGCUUACUCUGUCCUCCUGGCACUGUCUAAGACAGCAAGUCCAAGUGUGUGUCUGUUAUUCCUCAAAUGAUAAAUUGUGUAAAGUUUCAUCUUGCUUGUCAAGAUUUUGUAUAAUUUGAACCUUUGUUUAUUUCUUAAAGACCUUUAUACUCUCUUCAACUGAUAUUUGUUCUUUAACUAAGGUUUGCUUCAUGUGCUCUCUGUCUUGUAUUUUUGUUAUUUAUAAGAUGUUAUCAUAUUGUUAGUUUUACUAGUUCUUUCUAUACCUGUUGUGAUGCCAAAAAUGCUAAGUGAGAGAGAGGCACAAGAGAAUUUUUGUGGCACUAUAGUAGUGUUUGAUUCUAAUAUCUGGUGGUGCCCAAGUAAUUAUCUGAUUAUUUGAAGAUACACAUAAAUUUUAUUUUAUUUUAUUUUUAUUUUCAUUUCUUAUUUUUAUUUUUUAUCUUAAUAUUUUUUCAAGACUGUUGGCAUUUCUGUCCCAAUACUUUGAUAAGAAAUUUUCUCUACUGACUGAUCUGUAUCUCACUGAGCAUGAGGCUUCACUCAGCAAUGAUGGCUGGCCACUCAGGUAGCAUGAGGCACGCAGCCCCAUGCACUGGGCAGCCACAACAGUAUUAGCUCAAGUGGUGCUUGCCUCCCACACUUCCUCCUCUGGCAAUAGGUCUGCUUCCCUUGGACUGCAAGUAUUACCAAACAUUUUUGUAUUAUUUACAAGUUUUAAGGUGUGAAUGAUUGGGUAUGUAUUCAUAAAUACUGCAUAUAUAUUUCAUUGUUAUGCGAAGCUGCUCUGAUCACCGCAGAACAUUACCUCUCCAAACUUUAAAAAUCUUAAGAAAUAGAUCAGUUAUCACAAAAUUGUUUCAGGGAACAGAAACAUGUUUUUUCAAAGCUUCUAAAUUGUAUAUAUCUGACAGAAUUAUUAAUUUUUAUGAAUAUUACUUAGACUAAUAUUCUUCAUUACUAAAAGGCAGGUUCUGUGUUCCAAGAGUGAGCCAAUGUCACCUGACAGCAGCUUCCCAAGCUGCUUGGUUAUGUGCAAUUUGUAUGUCAAGUCCUCUAGUCUCUAGGUCCUUCCUCAGGAUCUCAUUCCACAUCUUUGAUCUGCCUAUUGGCACUAUAUCUCCCACUUCAAAAUAUUAAACAGACUCCAUCCAAUUAUUCUCAUGAUUUUUCUUCACAUCAGCACACCAAUGCAGUCUGCCUCUCAUGUAGUACAGGGGAAGCUUUCUCAUGAUUAGAAGGAAAAUCAGCUAUCCAAACUUCUUCUAUUCACUCCUGUCACCAACCUCUUCACUCUCCCUUUACCAGUCAUACAUGUAGUAUCCCAAGGAACAUAAUCCAUCAGUGAACUGCAAUGACUCCUCCUAAUGUCACUUUAGACUCCUGUUUGCUUCCCACUACAUACUGUAAGUGAAAUGAAUCAUAAUAUCACCAGUACAAAGACUGUUUGCUCCACCACUAUCUCUAUCUUCUGUACAACCAGUCACUGAAUACAAUUGGAUGGAAUUAUUACCCAUUAUUUAUCUUGCAUGCUGGAUGUGGCCAAAUACCACUCCUCGAUCCUUCAUGCUGCACAUUUCUUUUUAAAACUGGGACCUAUAUGUGUCUUUAGGCUUCCUGUUAUAUUCUGGGCACUGGUAGUUAGCCUUCAUCUGUGCUGGCACAGACAUGCAUGUUUAUAAUAGCAUCUUUACUUAUCAUCACCCUUGUUUUGCUCACAAUUUAAUCUUGUACCUCUGAGUUUCAUACCCGCUCUCCACCUCCUAUGCCUUAUCAUCACAUCUUCCAAGCUGUCAGGUUGGGAAUCAAGAUUAGAUAUGUAGUAUAACAGAUUACAAUAAAGUGAAAUCCUGUUUAUGAAAUGAAUGCAUUGCUAGUAUGAUAUCCUUUAGCAUUUAUCCAUGCAAGCUGUUGUAGAAGCUUUGUCAAACACCACACUGAACCAGACAUAAACAACACUCUAAUACUUCUAUUUAUAUUGAAUUUUCAGUCUUGUAUCUGAUCAUGCCAUUUCUUUUAAGGUAUAAAUAUCAACUUAUAGUAUUUUCCUUAACCAGUAAUGAGGGACAAAAACCACUGCACAUUAUCUUGCUGCUCUAUUAGAUUACUAUGUGAUGUUUGUCUCUACAACAGUGGGGUGUUGACAAGAUCUUCCCCAGCACUCUUGCUUUGCUCUCUGUGGGAUCUUGAUGAUUCCCAGCAUUCCCUCAGUUCUUCCUCUAAAAGCUUCUUGAUAGAGCUCAACAACACACAUAUCUCUCAUAUACUGCCAGAACAAGGCUUCCUCAGUGGUUAAGGGGUGUUAGCCAAUACUAUUCCACACUGGCUGAGCAGAUUUGAUGGAGGGAUGUAACAUCAAAAGAGACAAAGUUCAAAGUGUAUCUUUCCAGCCUGGGAUUUAAACUCAAGUCCUCUUGGAUGUGAGCUGAAUGCAUCAACCUCUACACCAGUGGACCACUUCCUUACACUGAUAGCUAGAUCAUUUGAAAUACUAUAGUUUAGACAUUUUUUUGUGUAAUUAUCUGCCACAUUUAAAAAAAAGAUGUAGCUUUCCACAGUUUUAAACAUAAGAUUCCAUGAUAAAUGUAAAAUCAGUGAGUAUCUACAGCAGGAACAGAGGCAAGAUAUGAUCAUUAUUGUCCGAGAAGUGGUGAGGAAUAUACUCUUAGUGUUUUUCACUCUAGAGUUACCUCAGCAUAUCAUUACUCUAUUUCUCUGUGUAAAAUGUUAUGUAUGCUUAUUUUAUGUAUGAGUAAAAGUCUCUUGUUGAAAUUUAUUAGAACUUAUUAUCAAAUAAAGAUGUUAAUGAAGCAA